This is a messenger RNA of Saccharomyces eubayanus, 1170 nucleotides long. RefSeq names its product CCR4-NOT core subunit CAF40 (gene CAF40). The record is from RefSeq and is a predicted model, not a curated record. The coding region runs from base 1 to 1170 and encodes 389 amino acids. The transcript has a single exon. Lineage: Eukaryota; Fungi; Ascomycota; Saccharomycetes; Saccharomycetales; Saccharomycetaceae. Gene Ontology annotation, cellular component: CCR4-NOT complex; P-body; CCR4-NOT core complex. Gene Ontology annotation, biological process: mRNA catabolic process; negative regulation of translation.
AUGUUCUCAGCACAAAAGCCAAUGUAUGGCUCUGGGACAGGCAUAAAUAUGGGUGCCGGUGGACCCCCUGCAAACAAUCCAGGAUCGAUGCCUAUGCCCGGAGUCCCUUCGUCAAUGGGCCCAGGCAUGAACCAACAAAUCCCUGGCGGUGGCCCAAUGCUAAUGAACAAUACUCCCAAUAACAAUAAUAACAACAACAACAACAAUAACAACAACAACAACAACAUYGGCAAUAAUAACAAUAAUGGUAAUAACAACAAUAACAAUAACAACAACAGCAGUAGUAACGAUGGUAAUGCUGCCCGUGGCAACAUGAACAUGGCCAAUAGUAGAGGCGCAAUACACGCAUUAGAUGAUCCUAAUGUGUACCAUUGGAUUUGUCAAUUGACAUACGGCCCCCAAAAGGAACAAGCGUUGCUUGAACUUGGUCGCAAAAGAGAACAGUUCGAUGACCUUGCUGUGGUUCUUUGGUCUUCGUUUGGUGUAAUGACUUCGUUGCUGAACGAAAUAAUCUCUGUUUACCCCAUGCUGCAGCCUCAAAUGCUAUCCAACAACUUAUCUAAUCGUGUCUGCAACGCGUUGGUUCUUUUACAGUGCGUUGCGUCGCAUCCAGAGACCAAACACCUUUUCCUCCAGGCUCACAUUCCACUCUUUCUUUUCCCCUUUUUAAAUACGACUUCGAGGCAGAGGACAUUCGAGUAUUUAAGAUUGACCUCAUUGGGGGUGAUAGGUGCAUUGGUCAAGAAUGACUCACAAGACGUAAUAACGUUUUUGCUCAGGACCGACAUCGUACCGCUAUGCCUAAGGAUUAUGGAAUCUUCAUCUGAGCUCUCUAAAACAGUGGCGAUUUUCAUUUUACAAAAAAUCCUAUUGGAUGAUGUCGGAUUGCAAUACAUCUGUGCUACAUUGGAAAGAUUCUACGCGGUCACUAAUGUGUUGAAGGAUAUGGUGGAGCAUUUGACCGUGAGUACGCCACCGGGAAGACUACUGAAGCACAUUAUCAGAUGCUACCUAAGAUUGAGUGACGAUUUGGAAGCACGCAGGUUGCUGAAAGUCGUAUUGCCCGCCAAGUUGAGAGACAACACUUUCACCGAAGUGCUAAGAGACGACGUCGGGUCCAAGAGAUGUUUGGCGCAAUUGCUGUUGACGCUAAACGAAGAAACCUCAUGA